Molecule: messenger RNA, 609 nt
Organism: Lachnellula hyalina
Lineage: Eukaryota; Fungi; Ascomycota; Leotiomycetes; Helotiales; Lachnaceae
Gene: SPC19
Product: DASH complex subunit
Exons: 2
Coding region: 1-609 (202 amino acids)
Biological process (GO): attachment of spindle microtubules to kinetochore
Cellular component (GO): spindle microtubule; DASH complex
Source: RefSeq, a predicted model, not a curated record
AUGAACAACAACAACACAACAACGCUCUUCUCCUCCAACUACACCCAAUCAAACUCAAACUCACAAUCACAAUCCCUCGCCUCCCUCUCCGCAUCCGUCUCCUCCCUACGCUCCUCGCUCACGCUCCUCGACUCCUCAAUCAGCAUCCUGGAUUCCGGCAUUUCCGAUUUCCCGAGACUGAAGAAAGUUCUGAGCAGUACACGGCAUUUCGAAUUAACACCUUCCACAACUCUGCACUCUGCCCAACAAUCCCUCGCCACCGAACUUGCGCCCGCCAUCGAAACGCUGCUCGCGCGCUGCGAGAUGCACGUAUCGAAGCUAGAGAGGCGGGAGGCGGCGCUGGUGGCGCGGUGCGAGUUACUGGAGGGACGGUUGGAGGGGAGGGAGGAGGGGCUGAGGAAGAAGAGGAGUGUGGAGAGGUUGAUGAAAGGGGGGAGGAGUAUGAGUGCAGGUGGAGGGGGAGAGGAAAAGGCGCUGAGGUUGAAGGCGUUGAGGGGGAAGAAGGAGAGAUUGGGGUAUGCGGUUGAGAGGUUGGGGUUGCAGAGUCAGCAGCGGCAGAGGCAGUUGAGGAUGAGUGUUGCGGGGGUGGCGGGGAGAGAUUAUGAAUGA